AUCAGUUUUAGCACGUGCGUCUAUCGAUACGUAGUUGUUGUUACUGCAAUAUCGCUAAUUUUUAUAUAAAAAUCUGUAUAAUUCAUAUAAAAAUCAGUCGCUUUUUGCCAGUUGGAGGUUGCAGUGAAGUUUGUAGUGGUAAAAAGUUUUUAUGUCAGUGUUAUAAGUUGACUAGUUACUUCAUCAAUCAAGGUUAGCAAUAGGAAAACGAUCAAUAUGCCCUGGAAAAGACCAGACAGCGUCCCCAAAGGGCAAGUUUGGAGCACCUUCAAAGGUCGGGAUAGGGAUGGAAAACCUGGUCUAUCGUUCCAAAUCCGCGACAUGGAAGACGAGUACAAGGAGCAAUGCCUGGAUCUGAUGCAGGAGACUUUCUUGAGGGAUGAACCACUCUGCAGGAUUUUGGACAUCAACUCGGACCCAACAUCGAUCCAGACUAUCAGAGACAACUGGGAGGCGUACCUCUCUCAAGGAGUCAGCCUGGCGUGCUUCACGGAGGAGGACGGGAAGCCUGGCACUCUGGUGGGAUUCAAUAUUGUGCUGGUGAAGAGCAAGGAUGACCCUGAAGAGGAUAUGGAAAACGUAAAAGGCGAGUCCUGGAAGAAACUGCUCAAGACGUUAGUGGCUGCUGAGGACCUGGUAGACGUGUUUGAUCACUACGGCGUGGACAAGUUUCUGACGUCGAGCGGGCUAACGGUACUGCCGGAGUUUAGAGGGCAGAACAUUGGCGGCAAGAUAUUUGCUGCUAGAGAGCCUCUCUGCAAAGCCCUCGGCAUCAAGGCUACAGCCACUGUCUUCACAGCCAUAACCUCUCAAGUUUUGGCAGCCAAGUGCGGGUAUGAACUCCUGGCCGAACUGCCCUACUCCGCCAUGAAGAAGCAGGGUAUAGACCUGACCGACUGCGAGUGCAAGUCUGCCAAGCUGAUGGGCAGGAAGUUCACGUAGUUAUUUAUAUCAACUCGAGGCGGUCAGUAUUCUUUGAAUGAAACUCCGUACUGCAACUGCACACUUCGUUCGUUCGUUCGGUUCAGCCAAAUGACGUCCACUGCUGGACAAAGGCCUCCUCCAAGGCUUUCCACAAUGCACGGUCCUGCGCUGCCCGCAUCCAGGCUCUUCCCGAGCUCUGCUCUCUUCUGGCUCUUCUUCUUCUUGACCCCUUUCGGAUUGGUAAGUGUGCUAUGACCUUUAGAAACCCCGUAGAUUACAGACUUUAAGUAGACCGGUAGUUGGGUAGGCUUUCAAUUUGUAUGAGGAGUCGGCCGAUACCAAAUCGGUGUAACGGGACUAUUCCCACCUCUCGUUCCCACCGCUGCAACUCCUGUGUAGCCAGGAUCUA
Messenger RNA from Ostrinia furnacalis (Asian corn borer), 1333 nucleotides. It is a transcript of the gene AgmNAT, whose product is annotated as Agmatine N-acetyltransferase. The transcript has 6 exons. Bases 217 to 942 code for a protein of 241 amino acids. The record is from RefSeq and is a predicted model, not a curated record. Gene Ontology annotation, molecular function: N-acetyltransferase activity. Lineage: Eukaryota; Metazoa; Arthropoda; Insecta; Lepidoptera; Crambidae.